Messenger RNA from Rodentolepis nana, 2256 nucleotides. Lineage: Eukaryota; Metazoa; Platyhelminthes; Cestoda; Cyclophyllidea; Hymenolepididae. The record is from the annotation of a GenBank genome assembly.
AUGUGUAGUGGUCCACAUCCACGUAACCGUCAGCUAACGCUUUCAGAGUCACUUGGUCUAAGUGCAAAGAGAAUUCGUGAAGAUAAUUACAUGUGUUCGGUUGCCAAUGAUAUUUUCUCUAACCCGAACUUCACCUGGAAAAACAAGUGUUUAAAGCUCUCAGAAAUGACUACUUUUUCCCAAACAAUCGACAAAUAUUCCAAAACAGAUUUGUCUAAGGUUAAAAAUGGUUCAGUUUCUUCAGAAUAUGUCGAUGCUUGGAAUGCCUCUUACGUUAAGAUGCCCUGUUCUCCACAUAAUAUUUAUCACGAAAAUAGACAACCUGUAUCACGUUGGGGUAUUAUUGAAAGAGCUCUUUCUUCGCCCAUCAAAACGGUUGAAGAUUUUAGAAAAGCUGUAUUAACAUACAAUGCUCGUUUCAUUGAUGAUUGGAACUUUAAACACCUUGAGACAGCUCUUAAAAUGGAGCCAAAUUUCGAAUCUCUUCUUUCCAAGAUUGCUGAUCUUUCUCUUAAGCUCCCCCAGCUUAUUCCUCAACCCAUACCUCUUCUUCAAAGGAACAAAGAAACCAGUUUGACGUUGAACCAGCACCAGAUUGCCUGUCUGCUAGCGAAUGCUUUCUAUUGUACCUUUCCACAUCGAAAUGCUAAAUCCAAGGACUCCGAAUACGCAAACUAUCCUUUUAUCAAUUUCGGAACCCUUUUGUCCCUAAAUUUCGAGAAUGCUAGAAAGGCAACAGUCCACAAGGUGCUAUGCAUUCUCCACUACUUCCACCGAAUCUUCUCCACUGACGAACCUCCACAGGGUCUUGUGACCUAUACUCGACGUUGUUUGAAUAAAAGUGUGCUCUUCGAGUGUAGUGCUGUUCCCAUCAAAUCAAUCGCUUUCGGGGUCAGUUCUACGUGCCUUAUUGAAGACGCCAAUCCCGAUACUAUUCAGGUAGAUUUCGCUAAUCGGUUCCUCGGAGGUGGUGUUCUUCAUGGUGGGUGUGUACAGGAGGAAAUACUCUGCUGUAUUCGACCAGAAAUCCUCGUUGGUCUUCUCUUCUUCGAAUCGAUGGAGAGCAACGAAGCUCUCAUUAUUGAAGGAGCUGAACGAUAUUCUCGAUACACUGGCUACGGGAAUACGUUUAAAUGGGCUGGCGACUUCAACGAGGCGUUGGAUGCAAAGAAUACUAGAGAUGAACAAGGUCGUUGGAAAGGUACCAUUGUAGCCAUCGAUGCAAUUGUUUUUGACAGGAGGAAGUCUCAGUUUACUGUUGAACCAAUUCGGCGGGAAUUAAAUAAAGCUUACGCUGGUUUCUCUGACGAUCUUGCUCCGUAUCGACCUCUUCCUAGGGUCGUUGUCAGCGGAAACUGGGGCUGUGGAGCUUUCGGUGGAAAUAGGGAAUUGAAAUAUCUCAUUCAACUGAUGGCGUGUGCACAUGCUGGUAAGUCUCUUGCUUACUGCACCUUCUCGGACGAUAAGUUUGCAAAAAGAACACUUGAAGUCUUCGAGGCUCUCUGUUCGAGCUCCUGUACAGUUGGACAACUAUGGAACAUACUAAUCACUCUUGAUGUUCCACAACUCAACAAUAGAACGAUUAGAGAGCAGCAGUUGUUUGAGUAUUCUGAAGGAUUGCAAAAAAAGCCUUUUCUAGAAUUGUAUCGCGUAGCAAUUGACGAGUUAAAUACAGUGAAGUCAAAUAGCACGAUGAAUGCAUUGAGUCGCUCCUUUUCACGAGCUCAGUUUUUCUGUUUUUCGACUCUGAGAAGUGCUAGUGUCAAAUCGUGGCCAACUAUUGAUAAUCCAUGGCGAGACAAAUUGGAUACGUCAAAGCCUCUCACCUAUCCUAAAAAUUUCGUUGUAUCCAAAGAAGAAUUCAAAUAUGUGGAGAUGUUAAAACCUCAAGCCUUUGUCCCACCAUCACCUCAGGGCGUUGAAAUUACUCCCAGUGGUUGGGUUCCUCCUCGUCCUGAAUUAUCAUCGAAAAAACCGUAUACCAUAGUUCGUUCAAAAAACCACAUGCUUCCUGUCUACGUGAUCGUCAAGAAGAAGAAGAGAGCCGAGCAGACUCAUGGAAAUCGCACAUUGACCGUGAUUAAAAAAGUUGGUGGUGAUCUCUCCGCCCUAGCCGCAGAACUUGAAGUCUUAUUGAAGCCGAAAUGUGAAGCGGGGCACUUCCUAUGCCAAGUUGAUGAAGCCACACAGAAGAUCGUGAUCGAUGGUAUCUUUGUCGACGAAGUGGCUCAAUAUUUGCUUGAUAAUGGAUUCUAG